AUGCCCUCCGCAUUGACUUUUGACUGUCACGCGAAAUGUUCGUCUACGAAAGCCCGCGCGAGUACCCUCCACCUCCCCCAUGGCUCUGUUCCCUUACCGAUCUUCAUGCCUGUUGCGACGCAAGCCUCUCUCAAAGGCUUGACAUAUGAUCAGCUGCGCGACACAGGAUGUAUGCUGUGCUUGAACAACACAUAUCACCUUGGCUUGAAGCCCGGGCAAGAGGUUUUGGAUGCAGUGGGCGGCGCUCAUAAGUUGCAAGGUUGGGAUCGUAAUCUUUUGACAGAUAGCGGCGGCUUCCAGAUGGUUUCUCUUCUAAAGCUAGCAACUGUGACCGAGGAGGGUGUUCGAUUCCUCAGUCCCCAUGAUGGCUCGCCUAUGCUCCUCACCCCCGAACACUCCAUUUCUCUGCAGAACUCUAUUGGCUCAGAUAUCAUUAUGCAAUUAGACGAUGUGAUUGCCACCACCUCCCCAGAUCAUGCCCGGAUCAAGGAAGCUACGGAACGGUCUGUGCGGUGGUUAGACCGUUGCAUCGACGCGCAUAAAUACCCCGAGAGACAAAAUCUGUUUUGUAUCAUUCAAGGUGGAUUAGAUCUAGAUCUCCGAAAACAGUGCUGCGAGGAAAUGGUGGCUCGUGAUACCCCCGGAAUCGCAAUUGGAGGCUUGUCUGGCGGUGAAGCUAAGGAGGAGUUUUGCAAAGUGGUCGACACGUGUACCGGACUUCUUCCCGAAAAUAAACCCCGAUACGUGAUGGGAGUGGGAUAUCCGGAAGAUAUCGUUGUUGCAGUCGCUCUCGGUGCAGACAUGUUCGACUGCGUGUGGCCCACACGGACAGCGCGUUUUGGCAACGCCAUUGUGAAUUCCGGUACACUGAAUCUUCGCAAUCAGUCGUAUGCAAAUGACUUCACUCCCAUCGACGAGGGUUGCGAUUGUGUCUGCUGUCGCCCAACUGAGAAAGGUGGUCUCGGCGUGACCAAGGCAUAUAUACACCAUGUAACUGCGAAGGAGACCGUUGGUGCUCAUCUUCUCACGAUGCACAAUGUGCAUUACAUGUUGCAAUUGAUGGGAGCUGUACGCCAGGCUAUUCUGGAUGACCAGUAUCCGGCUUUUGUUCGCCGAUUCUUCUCCAAUAUUUAUAAUGGAGAUAAGACAAAGUAUCCUGAGUGGGCUGUGGGCGCUUUGCGAGGCGUGGGGAUGGACCUUUUGGAAAAUUAA
This is a messenger RNA of Penicillium canariense, 1212 nucleotides long. RefSeq names its product tRNA-ribosyltransferase family protein. Lineage: Eukaryota; Fungi; Ascomycota; Eurotiomycetes; Eurotiales; Aspergillaceae. Gene Ontology annotation, molecular function: tRNA-guanosine(34) queuine transglycosylase activity. Bases 1 to 1212 code for a protein of 403 amino acids. Gene Ontology annotation, cellular component: cytosol. The transcript has 8 exons. The record is from RefSeq and is a predicted model, not a curated record.